This is a messenger RNA of Vicia villosa (hairy vetch), 867 nucleotides long. Its product is annotated as temperature-induced lipocalin-1. Bases 105 to 659 code for a protein of 184 amino acids. The transcript has 2 exons. The record is from RefSeq and is a predicted model, not a curated record. NCBI's taxonomy places the organism in Eukaryota, Viridiplantae, Streptophyta, Magnoliopsida, Fabales, Fabaceae.
CUUAUCAAAACCCUUUACACAUUCUAACGUUGUUUCAACAAAACACAAAACAAACAAACCCUUUCAUCUCUGUCUCCCUCCCUCUGCAAUAAUCAACCACAACAAUGGCAAACAAAGAAAUGGACGUCGCAAGAGGCGUUGAUCUGAAGCGUUACAUGGGUCGUUGGUACGAAAUAGCUUGUUUUCCAUCUAGGUUUCAGCCAAGUGAUGGCAUGAACACGAGAGCAACAUACGCUCUCAGAGAAGAUGGAAUUGUUGGUGUUUUGAAUGAGACUUGGAGUGGUGGAAAAAGAAGCUACAUUGAAGGAACUGCUUAUAAGGCUGAUCCUAAUAGCGAUGAGGCUAAACUCAAGGUCAAGUUCUAUGUUCCUCCUUUCUUGCCCAUUUUUCCUGUUGUUGGUGAUUACUGGAUUUUGCACCUUGAUCAGGAUUAUCAGUAUGCUCUCAUUGGUCAACCUAGCAGGAAUUAUCUUUGGAUACUAUGCAGGCAACCUCAUUUGGAUGAUGAAAUCUACAACCAGCUUGUUGAGAAAGCCAAGGAAGAAGGGUAUGAUGUGAGCAAACUGCACAAAACUCCACAGAGUGACACUCCACCUGAGCAAGAAGGUCCUCAAGACACCAAAGGAAUUUGGUGGAUCAAAUCCCUCUUUGGGAAAUAAACAGAACAGAAUCAUGUAAUCAGAAGUGUUUCUCUCAUGUUAUGAAUAAAGGUUUUAAGUACUCUUUGGUUUGGAUUUAUAUGUAUCAUGUAUUGGCUUGUAUUGGCUUGUUCUGUAUAUAUAGAGACUAAAGAUGUGAACUUUAGCAAAGUUGGUGUUUGAUGCUCAAAUUGUCUUAGGAAUUAAAUUCAGUUUGUGUUACUUUAAA